CGGACACCUUCGCCUUCGGUCGCUCGGCCCGGAUCGAUCGUCACAAUCGAUACCGGCUCUUGCUCGAGAGAUGCACGCUAUUUGUUGUCCUGGAAGAGCUCGUAGCGAAAAGCAGCUCUUGCUCCCACAUUUUCGUAUGAUCUCUUUUAUCUGUUUUAUAUGAUUGUCCUGUAGACUCUACACAACUGUGUACUUUGCAGUCAGUCCAGUUGCGAAAGCUCGUCGUUUCUUGAAGUUCAAACUAUUGCAGACGCUUUUAUUGAAGCCAGUCAGUCAGGGAUUCCAUCCUUGGCCAAUUUCCUUUGCCUUCAUGUUGAGGAAGUAACUCCUGAAGAUGUCUUGGCUGAUGCGCCGCAGCAACCCAAAGAAGGGAAAUCCAAGUGAGGAUGCUAAACACAUCUACCUCGACCAUACUUCUAGUCAGUUUAUGCCUGUAGACAGGGUGAAAGAACUAUCCGCGCUGCCGAGGCUUGUGGAUUUGAACGAAUGGCUUGCUACUAACACUAUCGGCUUCUUCAAUCACAUUAACCAGUGUUAUGGAGUGUUAUCAGAAUUCUGUGCGCAGUCUUGCCCGACUAUGUCAGCUGGUUCUACGCAAUACACUUGGCAAGAAGAGAAAGGCAAGAAGGUCAAGUUAUCAGCCCCAAAGCACAUUGAUUUAGUGAUGUCACUGAUUGAACACUUGCUCACUGACGAGCAGACGUUUCCCACUAAAUUCGGGAACAUCACUGGCAUUUCAGAGAACCAGAUCAAGGUUGACGGAUCCGACUUCCCAUCGACAUUUCAGACUCAAAUAAAGAAAAUAUUCAAGUACCUCUGCCAGGUUUUGGCACACAUUCUGCACGGCCACUACCAGGAGAUUGUGGAUGUCAAUUUGCGAGACCAUUUCAACACGCUUACGGCACACUUCUUUGUCUUUGCCACCACGUUUCAGCUGCUGGAGCAGAAAGACCUUCAGCCCGUCGAGGAUUUCAUUGCAGCUCUACAUGACCCAGAAGUACUGCGUGCAUGACAUUUGCCUCCUCGUCUCCAGCGCCACCUGGCACCAUUGUACAUACGUCCCUGAAUUGGUGUUUGCCUGCCUUUGUUUUUGUAUUCGCUACCGUCGUCGCUGUCCCUGUACAUAGCUAGCUCGAUGGUGGACUGGAAAUUCAUCCUGCUCUGCAGCUGCUUGCUUUUCCAGUCUACUAUCCACUGACUGCUAACCAUUCUUUUUGUCCGUCAUUGCCUGAUCUGCUGGUUGGCCCAGGCACUGUGGCUUUAUUCUGUAUUAUCAUACUGACCUCACUCUUCUUUCAUCGUUGAACUUUCUUGCAGAUAUUGUCCUAAUUUUUUUAUAAUAGAAGCACUGACAUGUGCAUACGUAUGCUGUGUUGUUGCUUUCAUCAGCAUGCUGAGACCCCAUCAUCUGAAUUAUAACAAACACAUGACUUCA
Molecule: messenger RNA, 1435 nt
Organism: Sycon ciliatum
Lineage: Eukaryota; Metazoa; Porifera; Calcarea; Leucosolenida; Sycettidae
Product: MOB kinase activator 2-like
Exons: 7
Coding region: 335-1012 (225 amino acids)
Biological process (GO): signal transduction; positive regulation of protein phosphorylation
Cellular component (GO): cytoplasm; nucleus
Molecular function (GO): protein kinase activator activity
Source: RefSeq, a predicted model, not a curated record